This is a messenger RNA of Mixia osmundae IAM 14324, 2484 nucleotides long. RefSeq lists its product as uncharacterized. The transcript is spliced from 7 exons. The record is from RefSeq and is a predicted model, not a curated record. Gene Ontology annotation, cellular component: COPII vesicle coat; endoplasmic reticulum exit site. The coding region runs from base 82 to 2457 and encodes 791 amino acids. Gene Ontology annotation, molecular function: GTPase activator activity; zinc ion binding. Gene Ontology annotation, biological process: COPII-coated vesicle budding; endoplasmic reticulum to Golgi vesicle-mediated transport; intracellular protein transport. Lineage: Eukaryota; Fungi; Basidiomycota; Mixiomycetes; Mixiales; Mixiaceae.
UCGCGUAACCAACAGACAGCGCGGGCAAGGCAGCGAGCCAGCAGCGUGCCAAAGAGGCAGACGAGCUCGCUUGCUGACAGCAUGGACGUCAACUACGAGGACGUGGAGGAUCAAGAUGGCAUCCGCCUCUCCUGGAAUGUCUGGCCUUCCUCGCGCUUGGAGGCUACCAGGACGGUGGUACCCAUCGCAUGCGUACACACCCCCCUCAAGCCUCGCGAGGAUCUGCCGCCAGUACUUUACGAGCCCGUGACGUGUCGUUCAGGCACCUGUCGCUCGAUCCUCAAUCCUCACUGCCAAGUCGACGUGAGGGCGAAGCUGUGGAUCUGUCCCUUCUGUCUGAGCCGCAAUCCCUUGCCGCCUCACUACAAAGACAUCUCGCAAACCAACCUGCCGGCUGAGCUCCUGCCAAAGUAUUCCACGAUUGAGUAUACCCUCGUCUCGACCCCCGUCAGGGUGCCCCCCAUCUUCCUCUACGUCGUCGAUACCUGUCUUGAUCCAGAGGAUCUCAAAGCGCUCAAAGAGGUCCUCAUACUCAGCUUGAGCCUCAUCCCGCCCAACGCGCUUGUCGGACUUGUCACCUACGGAACCAUGACGCAAGUUCACGAGCUUGGCUACUCGGAAUGCGCCAAGUCAUACGUCUUCCGAGGUACGAAAGAAUACGCGCCUGCGAGAAUACAGGAAAUGCUAGGACUCAACCAACUUCAGAGGCCUCAGCAACCCGUCAUGAAUCCUAAUCUGCCUCCCGGUCAGCAGCCGCAGCUUCAACAGCCAUCUGGCGGAGGCGCUGCUCGCUUCUUGCAGCCUAUCUCUGCCUGCGAAUUCCAGCUCUCGCUCAUCCUUGAAUCGCUCCAACGCGAUCCUUGGUCAGUCGCAGCCGACCGCAGAGCUCAGAGAUGCACAGGUGUAGCCAUGUCCGUCGCCGUCGGUCUGCUCGAGACGACCUUUGCAAACACGGGUGGACGCAUCAUGCUCUUCACUGGCGGUCCUGCCACUGAGGGCCCCGGCAUGGUUGUCGGCCAAGAGCUUCGAGAGCCUAUCCGCUCGCACCACGACAUUGAUCGCGAUGGCGUCAAGCACUUCAAGCGCGCGACCAAGUUUUACGAGUCUCUUGCGCGAAGGGCUGCUACCGCUGGCCAUGCCAUUGAUAUCUACGCCGGCUGCCUCGAUCAGGUCGGCUUGCUAGAGAUGAAGUCGCUCACCAACUACACAAACGGGUACAUGGUGCUCGCCGAUUCCUUCACGAUGGGCAUCUUCCGUCAGUCUUUCCAAAGCACUUUUGACAAAGACGAAGACGGCAAUCUGCUCAUGGGCUUCAAUGCCACGCUCGAUGUGCAAACUACAAAGGAGAUCAAGAUCUCUGGACUGAUCGGUCAUGCUAUCAGCGGCAUGAAGAAGAACGCCUCGGUGGGCGAAACCGAGAUCGGUAUCGGCCAAACAUCUCAAUGGCGACAAGCGUCUAUUACGCCUAAGACGUCCAAUGGGAUAUAUUUCGAAGUCGUUACUGCUUCUGGUCAGCCACCGUCGCAACAGAGAGGAAUGAUACAGUUCAUCACACACUAUCAGCACUCGUCUGGACAAUAUCGUCUACGUGUCACUACGCUCGCCCGCAAUUUCGCGGAAGGCGGAAGUCCUGCCAUCGCUGCUAGCUUCGAUCAGGAAGCCGCUGCCGUUCUGAUGGCGCGCAUCGCUGUUUUCAAAGCCGAGAUUGACGACAGUCCUGACGUGUUGCGUUGGCUUGAUCGCAUGCUGAUCCGUCUCUGCCAAAAGUUUGCCGAAUACCGAAAAGAGGAUCCGACGAGCUUCAGAUUGUCGCCAAAUUUUAGCAUCUAUCCUCAGUUCAUGUUUCAUCUCCGAAGAAGUCAGUUCUUGCAAGUCUUCAAUAAUUCGCCCGACGAGACUGCAUUCUACCGACAUGUACUCAAUGCUGAAGACGUCAACAAUUCUCUUAUCAUGAUUCAACCCACGCUUAUGUCCUACUCGCUCGACAACGAGCCGGUGCCGACCUUGCUCGACUCGGUCUCGAUCAAAGACGAUGUCAUCCUUCUCCUCGAUACCUUCUUCCACAUCCUUAUCUGGCACGGCGCAACGGUCGCUCAAUGGCGCAAAGCAGGCUAUCAGGAUCAAGAAGACUAUUCUCAUUUCAAAGCUCAGCUUGAGAAGCCUCGUGAAGAUGCAAUGGAUCUCUUGACCGAUCGUCACCCUGCACCUCGCUUUGUCAAUUGCGACGCUGGCGGCUCACAGGCUCGCUUCCUACUCGCUAAAAUCAACCCAACGUCGAACUUUGGCGGCGGUAGCUAUGGCGCUGGCGGGUCGACAGAUGCUGUCGUGCUCACAGAUGACGUGUCGCUCCAGGUCUUCAUGGAGCAUCUAAGAAAGUUCGUUCUCUCUUACUACUUGGCGAGCAUCAGCACGAUGACUGACAUGAUGGUCAGGCUGGCUGUCAGUGGCACGAACUAGAGCUCUGCUGUAUCAAUGAAUGUCAUG